AAUAAUAAUAAUAAUAAUAAUACAACAAUGAUAUAUAUCUUAGAUUUGGCUAUAAAUAAAAGAGUUGUACUAAGACAUUUCAACAUCCAAAACACAAAAACCAAAAGUCUACCAUGGUUAUGGCUAGUUCAUCAUCUUCUUCUUCUUCUACUAGUAAUAAAAAUCUGGUUUUGAUAAUCUGUUGUGCUGUACUAAUUUGUAGUAGUAUUAUUAGUGUGUCAAGUGCAAAUUUUGAAGGCCCAGCUGAGAAAACAGUUCCUUUAACCAAAGGCCUCUCAUGGCAAUUCUAUGCAAAAUCAUGUCCUUCUGCUGAGUCCAUUAUAAGAAAAGAACUCAAGAAAAUCUUCAAAAAUGAUAUUGCCCAAGCUGCUGGCUUGCUUCGUCUCCAUUUCCAUGAUUGCUUUGUUCAGGGAUGUGAUGGUUCAGUGUUGUUAGAUGGGUCAGCAAGUGGACCAAGUGAGAAAGAUGCACCACCUAAUCUCACCUUGAGAGCCACCGCAUUCAAGAUCAUUAACGAUCUUCGAGCCCUAAUUCACAAGAAGUGUGGAAGAGUUGUUUCUUGCGCUGAUAUUACCGCUCUUGCUGCUCGUGAUUCUGUUUUCUUGUCCGGUGGCCCAGACUACGCCGUACCAUUGGGAAGAAGAGACGGCUUAGCAUUCGCAACCCAAAACGAAACCAAUGCCAACCUUCCACCACCCUCAAGUGGCGCCCAAGCCAUUCUCAAACAACUCGCCGACAACCAAAACCUCGACCCCACAGACGUCGUCGCCCUCUCAGGCGGUCACACCAUCGGAAUCGCCCACUGCGGAUCCUUCGACAACCGUCUCUACCCAACCCAAGAUCCAGUCAUGGACCAAACCUUCGCCAAGAAUCUCAAAUCCAUAUGCCCAACUAAAGACUUCGACGCCUUCACCUUCCAAGAUCUCCGAACACCCAACACCUUCGACAACAAAUACUACGUCGAUCUCAUGAAUCGUCAGGGACUUUUCACCUCCGAUCAAGAUCUCUACACUUACAGCAAGACUAAGGAGAUCGUGAAGAGUUUCGCGGUGAAUCAGACUCUGUUUUUCGAGAAAUUUGUGAUCGCCAUGACUAAGAUGGGUCAACUUAAUGUGUUGACCGGUAAGGAAGGUGAGAUUAGAGGGAACUGUUCGGUUAGGAAUUCGCAGAAGAAGGCUUUCUUGGCUUCUGUGGUUGAGAAUGGUGAAAUUAUGACUGAUUUUUAGUGAGUGGUUUGGAUAAUUCUCAGUUUUUUUGUUUUUUUUUUAAGGACUAAUUGGAAUAUUAUGUGUUUGUGAAAAUGAUUAAGUGAAAUAAUAUGUUAGUUUGUGUGUUAA
Cannabis sativa is the source of this 1337-nucleotide messenger RNA. RefSeq names its product peroxidase 12. The coding region runs from base 114 to 1226 and encodes 370 amino acids. NCBI's taxonomy places the organism in Eukaryota, Viridiplantae, Streptophyta, Magnoliopsida, Rosales, Cannabaceae. Gene Ontology annotation, cellular component: plasmodesma; plant-type cell wall. Gene Ontology annotation, biological process: hydrogen peroxide catabolic process; response to oxidative stress. The record is from RefSeq and is a predicted model, not a curated record. The transcript is spliced from 3 exons. Gene Ontology annotation, molecular function: heme binding; peroxidase activity.